Nematolebias whitei (Rio pearlfish) is the source of this 1435-nucleotide messenger RNA. RefSeq names its product zinc-binding protein A33-like. The transcript has 6 exons. Lineage: Eukaryota; Metazoa; Chordata; Actinopteri; Cyprinodontiformes; Rivulidae. Bases 4 to 1389 code for a protein of 461 amino acids. Gene Ontology annotation, molecular function: ubiquitin-protein transferase activity; zinc ion binding. Gene Ontology annotation, biological process: protein ubiquitination. The record is from RefSeq and is a predicted model, not a curated record.
AAGAUGGCUGCAAACGCCCCACAGGCUGAAGCAGACUGCACAUGUCCGGUUUGCUGUGAUUUAUUCACUGAUCCUGUCGUGUUGCUGUGCGGUCACAGCUUCUGUAAGUACUGUAUUCAGGAGUGGUGGAGACAGAGCAAGCUGAGGACGUGUCCCGUCUGUAAAGAAAUAUUUCUGAUGUCUAAGCCACCUCCAAACAUAGCCUUGAAAAACCUGUCUGACUCCCUGAGACGAGAGAGGGAAGGAGCGGCACGACCCGCGGAGCUCUGUCAUCUGCACGGUGAGAAACUCAAACUCUUUUGUCUGGAGGACCAACAGCCUGUCUGUUUGGUCUGUCGAGACGCGAAAGCACACAAGAAACACAACUGUGUUCCCAUCAGUGAAGCAGCAGAGGAGUACAGAGCUCAACUUCAGACCAACCUGGUGAACCUGAAAAGUGAACGGGGUUCGUAUGAAAUGGUAAAAAAGGACUGUGUUAAAAUGAAGACUCAUAUCCAGUCUCAGGCUCAGCAGACCGAGAGGAGGAUCAAAGCUGAGUUUCAGAAGCUUUACCAGUUCCUGCGAGAAGAGGAGGCUGGAAGGAUUGAUGCAUGUCGAAAAGAGGCAACAGUCAAGACAGACGUGAUGAAGGUGACGAUUAUAAACCUGACUGCAGAGAUAUCUGAACUCUCAAAGAAAAUCAAAACAGUCGAAGAAGAGAUGAGAACAGGAGACCUUCCAUUCAUGCUGAACAUUAAAACAACUAUGAAGAGAUCUUUGUGUGAUCUGCAACAGCCCAAAAAUCCAACAGGAGCACUGAUCGACGAGGCCAAACACGUCGGGAACCUGCAGUUCUCAGUCCUGAAAAAGAUGAAAGACAUCAUAGAGUACACUCCGGUAAUUUUAGAUCCCAACGUCGGCUCCACAUCAGUGGUCGUAUCAGAGAACUUAACUAGCUUCACAAAAAGUGAAAAGUGUCAACCUUUUCCAGACAGUCCUGAAAGGCUAAGUGGUUUGGAAAUUCUUGGAUCUGAAGGCUUCAACUCUGGUAAACACAGCUGGGAUGUAGAAGUGAGCGGGUACUGGACUGUGGGUGUAGCUGCUAAAACAGAUGAUAAAGUUUAUCAAAGGCAAUGGGCCAUCUACAUGUGCGUCUGCACCGAUGUCCUCCGUGAACUUACUCCAAAAAGUUAUGAAAAAGAGGUAGCAAAUGAUUUGUUUCCUCAAAAGGUCAGAGUGCAGCUUGAUUACGACCAAGGAAUCCUGUCGUUUUUUGACAUCGUUCGAAACAGGCCAGUUUAUACCAACAAGUACACUUUCACAGAAACAGUCUUUCCCUUGUUUGGGGGAGCCGCAAAACUUUUACCUGCUAAAGUGUCAGUAAGUGUAAAGCAACCCAAAAGUUUUUAAAAAGGCCAAUUACAGUAGUCCCUGGUUUAUCGCAGGAGUUCGUUCC